AGAUCCAAUGGCUGCUCUCUCUUACAAUAUCUUUAUCAUCAUCUUGACCAGACACAGAUUGAGAAUGGCUUCUACAAUCACAGGAGUUAGUGUUGGUUUAGGACUUUCAUGUUCUACAACAAGAAAGCUGACUCAGAAAAGAAAUCCUUCAUCAUCAAGGUUGUCUUUUUGCAGCAUUAAAAUGGCUGUCUCUGUUGAAGAAGAGAAAAAGAAGAAGAGUUUCACUCUUGAAAAAUCUGAAGAAGCUUUCAGCGCUGCUAAGGAAAUGAUGCCAGGAGGUGUGAAUUCACCUGUACGUGCUUUUAAAUCUGUUGGUGGACAACCUAUUGUGUUUGAUUCUGUCAAGGGUUCUCACAUGAGGGACAUUGAUGGAAAUGAUUACAUUGAUUAUGUUGGUUCUUGGGGGCCUGCUAUAAUUGGUCAUGCAGAUGAUGAGGUACUUGCAGCCUUGUCUGAAACAAUGAAGAAAGGGACCAGCUUUGGUGCCCCUUGUCUUCUAGAGAAUGUUUUGGCAGAGAUGGUGAUCAAAGCAGUUCCAAGCAUAGAAAUGGUACGAUUUGUUAACUCAGGCACAGAAGCAUGCAUGGGUGUGCUUCGCCUGGCCCGUGCCUACACUGGACGGGAGAAGAUUAUCAAGUUUGAGGGCUGUUACCAUGGCCAUGCUGAUCCAUUCCUUGUCAAAGCAGGUAGUGGUGUUGCAACCCUUGGGCUCCCAGACUCGCCUGGUGUCCCCAAAGCAGCAACCUAUGAAACUCUAACAGCCCCCUAUAAUGACAUUGCUGCUGUGGAAAAUCUUUUUGAGAACAACAAAGGAGAGAUUUGUGGAAUAAUCCUUGAACCUGUUGUGGGAAAUGCUGGUUUCAUCCCCCCGAAACCUGAAUUUAUUAAUGCCAUUCGCAGGAUCACUGAAGAAAAUAAUGCUCUUCUAAUAUUUGAUGAAGUUAUGACUGGAUUCCGUUUGUCAUACGGUGGAGCUCAGGAGUAUUUUGGCAUAACUCCUGAUUUAACAACACUAGGGAAGAUCAUUGGUGGUGGUCUGCCAGUUGGUGCAUAUGGUGGGAGAAGGGAGAUUAUGGAGAUGGUUGCACCUGCAGGGCCAAUGUACCAGGCCGGAACCUUGAGUGGGAAUCCCUUGGCUAUGACUGCAGGGAUACACACACUGAAGCGGUUGCAGAAACCAGGAAGUUACGAAUACUUGGAUAAGAUUACCAGUGAACUUGUUCAGGGCAUUAUUGAUGCUGGCAAGAAAACUGGGCAUGCAAUUUGUGGAGGCUAUAUACGUGGAAUGUUUGGGUUUUUCUUUACGGAAGGUCCUGUUUACAACUUUGCUGAUGCAAAGAAAAGUGACACAGCAAAGUUCGCCAGAUUUUACCAAGGAAUGCUGAGGGAGGGUGUAUACUUUGCACCGUCACAAUUUGAAGCUGGGUUUACAAGCUUGGCACAUACUGCUGAAGAUAUCCAAAAGACAAUAGCAGCAGCCGAAAAUGUUCUCCGGCAGAUUUAAAGCUUUUGUUCCUGUAUCUCGCUGUGUGAUUGUUGACGUAUCUCUCAUUUCAUGUUCCUCCUCGUUUCUAUUGCAUGAUUGCCCUUUUUUGUAGAUUAUGAAUAGGUAAUUGUUUCUAGUCAGCACUAUCGAGUAUCAGUAUUUCUGUAACUUGGCAAGUCGAGUGUAUCAUUUCUCUUAAUAAUAACAUUUUUCCAACA
This is a messenger RNA of Populus trichocarpa (black cottonwood), 1704 nucleotides long. Its product is annotated as glutamate-1-semialdehyde 2,1-aminomutase 2, chloroplastic. Gene Ontology annotation, molecular function: glutamate-1-semialdehyde 2,1-aminomutase activity; transaminase activity; pyridoxal phosphate binding. Gene Ontology annotation, cellular component: chloroplast. Lineage: Eukaryota; Viridiplantae; Streptophyta; Magnoliopsida; Malpighiales; Salicaceae. Gene Ontology annotation, biological process: tetrapyrrole biosynthetic process. The record is from RefSeq and is a predicted model, not a curated record. Bases 8 to 1504 code for a protein of 498 amino acids. The transcript is spliced from 3 exons.